This is a messenger RNA of Eublepharis macularius, 1497 nucleotides long. RefSeq lists its product as uncharacterized. NCBI's taxonomy places the organism in Eukaryota, Metazoa, Chordata, Lepidosauria, Squamata, Eublepharidae. The coding region runs from base 258 to 935 and encodes 225 amino acids. The transcript is spliced from 2 exons. The record is from RefSeq and is a predicted model, not a curated record.
CCGAUCACAUCAACCUAGGCACAGGCACAAAGGAGAAAAGGUUGGCACAGACCGAGAGCCACUGCCCCAGGCAACGGACAUGGAGCGCACGAGCUUUCCAGGAUUUACUGGCUCCACUACCUCAGCUACAGAAAAAAUGGUGCAGCUGGACAACCAACAGCCCGUUCACUAAACUGGUGAACAGCGGUGGCUUUUCUACAUCAAGAAAUCCAACUGCAUCUACAAGAAAAAUAACCUCCGCGACAGAGAUCGAGGGCAUGCCGGAGCCGGCAUACUCAGACUCAUCGGCCAGCACCGCAUCUUACCCGUUGACACAUUCAGCACAAAAACAGCGGAAGCUGAGCAGCUGUAACUUGAAGAGAUCCCGCUUCGGAAACCCUUAUUUUGGAUUUUUGACAAGCUCUCCUGACUGUAACCGUCCGAGGCCAUCUGAUUCCUCAAAGCCUUUGAACGGCAGAUCUCCAAGCAACAGCCAAAGCCAGGGAUCGAGAGAACCUCUGGAAGGCGCCAUCCAACUCAAAAGCAAUGGUUCAAAAUCCAAGGAGCUCUCCUUGGAAAUGGACAAGCCCAAAGCAGUUUUUGUGAUUUCUGAAGAAGGGGAUGAUCAACAGCCAUUGGUUUUAGCAGAGCACAUUAACCCAUAUGCAGAUGCUUUACCUGAGCCUAAUGGCAUCCUGCACAAUCUAGGGAUGGCCGCGAUGGAUGAGCGGCCAGUGGGCCUAACUGUGCAAGGAGAAGGCUUUUCUGCGUCCCCCAGCACCAGGAGAGAAUUUGAUCUUUGGGGGCAGUACCCUAGAUUGUACAGAGAUUCCUCCAGUGGCUGCAACGUUUAUGAGGAACAAAACAAUUACACGCCAGUUACAGAACCCAACAACUCUCAUCAGACUUUUGACACCUUAGCCUCUCACACCUUGUGCCAAACUUCAGUUCAGUAACUGUUCCAAAUGUGGUAUCCAAAUUGACAGUGAAUGUUCGAGCUUGCACAACUGGAAGCAAUAAAGACGAUCAGUGUUUCUUUAAGAUGCAAUGGAAGCUGCUUUGCGCAUAAAGGCAGGAAGGUUGCUUAGGCAGCCGGGACCCUGUUAUGGCCGUUGGUCAUGGGUAUGCAGGUGCCCUUUUACAUUGUCGCCUUUCCUACUGACUGGGGCAAGAUCAUACUGCAUGGACUUUUGUAUGACAGCUUACUGAGAGCUUCUAAAGACCAUCUAAUUGGUUCCGGUGAAAAAAGACUCCAGGCUUUCUUACAGUGGGGUUUGAUGUACCAUUUUCUGUUGCCCUAGCAGAAAGAUUAUGGUCAGGGAUGCCAGCAAAAAGGCUCGUAGUUUUUUUUAACAUGGUACUUUGCCAUGGAUCAACCAAAUUCUCUCCCAGGUUGCGGGACAUUUAAACACAGUUCCCAAAUGGAGUUUCAUUGUGCUACACAGUGAGGUGGUCAUGGACAGAAUAUAAAACUGUGUUUAACAGGAAAAUAAUGAAAGGUCAAUGACUAGGUGUACA